CUCUUGCGGUUUUGCCAACAACCCUACCAAAUGGGUUAGCUGUGCCAGAUGCCAGCAUGUAUCAAGUCAAUUCAACUGCGGAUGUGUUGGACCUAAUGAAUAUUGGAUUGAAGAACAGAGCAAAAAGUUCCACUGCCCUAAACGAAAGAAGUAGCCGAUCACACAGUGUGGUGACUAUUCAUGUUUGCGGGACGGAUGUGAAGAGCGGUUCAACUAUGCGAAGCAGUCUUCAUUUGGUGGAUCUUGCCGGAAGUGAGAGAGUGGAUCGCUCUGAGGUAAAAGGUGAUAGGUUAAAGGAGGCCCAACACAUAAACAAGUCUUUAGCUGCCCUUGGAGAUGUCAUAUCUGCUCUGGCACAAAAGAGCCCUCAUAUUCCAUACCGAAACAGCAAGCUUACUCAAGUUCUUCAAAGCUCUUUAGGGGGGCAAGCAAAGACACUUAUGUUUGUGCAGCUAAAUCCCGAUCACAGUUCAUAUUCGGAGUCCAUUAGCACAUUAAAAUUUGCCGAGAGAGUAUCUGGAGUAGAGCUUGGUGCAGCCAAGAGUAGCAAAGAUGGCAAAGAUGUCAAGGAGUUGAUGGAACAAAUUGCUUCUCUCAAGGAUGCACUGGCUAAAAGGGACGAGGAGAUGGCGGCUUGGGAAAGAUAUCAAGAAUAUGAUGCCAGGAACCACCAAUGGCGAGAAACGUAGUGUGAACUCAUUGAGACAUUGAUGGACAAGGCUCCCGUUAGAUUUAGCAAGACGAACGCGUGGCUGAAUUGAGAUGAGACAUGAUUUAUAACAUCGAUAGUUCAAGAUCACUAAGGGAUUCAGAUAAUAAUUCAAAGCAGCACUCAAGUGGGUCCUCUCGGAAACAGCCUCUCAAGCCAUUGAUGCAAGAUUGAGCUCAUUUGUGAGUCCAAACCAAGCUAUAUAACAAAGGCCCUUUGGUUAUGAAAAAAAAAGUGGCUUUUUUUUUAUGCAGGCAUUCUUCUGUUGCUGUGAACAUAUAUAGCAAUUUAUAUUGUAGUAUAUUCAACACACUAUAGUUUAGGAUCACUA
This is a messenger RNA of Cuscuta campestris, 1040 nucleotides long. The record is from the annotation of a GenBank genome assembly. Lineage: Eukaryota; Viridiplantae; Streptophyta; Magnoliopsida; Solanales; Convolvulaceae.